Messenger RNA from Aureobasidium musti, 4243 nucleotides. The record is from the annotation of a GenBank genome assembly. Lineage: Eukaryota; Fungi; Ascomycota; Dothideomycetes; Dothideales; Saccotheciaceae.
UAUCGACACAUCUAUCGCCGACAUGAAUCAAACCACCCAAGGGAGCCUUUCUGCCCCUGAUGCCACGAGAUACCACCCAGAAACACCGGACUCUAUGCAUGUGCAGCAAAGCAGCAAAACCGAUUGGAACGAGGCCAAUAAGAGAACACAUCACACAGCUGAUCCUGCGACGCAUCGACCAAGCCAACAGUACGAGCCAGUUCAAGAGGGCGACGAUGUGGUGCUACGGGAUUUUGCCCGUACAAAAUCCCAGCAAGGCCACAAGUUUGUCUCCACCUUGGCAAGCAUGCGAUCUUCCGAUACCAACACCACCAACGACAACCCGGAGGAUGAUUCAGAGCUGAAUUUUACCAGCGGUAGAUUUGACCUGCACAAGUACCUCCGCAGAACCUUGGCUAUACUUGAAACGGAGAGCAUGGUACUCAAACAGGCAGAUGUGGUGAUGAAAAACGUCAACGUGUCUGGCAGCGGUAGGGCACUGAAGCUCCAGGACACUGUCAGCGGCAUACUCAUGACUCCUUUUCGGAUUCGCGAGUCUUUCAGUAACACCGAGCCCAAACAUAUACUACGGAACUGUGACGCCAUAUUGAAGCAUGGCGAACUUCUCGUUGUUCUCGGCAGACCUGGUGCCGGAUGUAGCACGUUCCUCAAGGCUAUGACUGGCGAGAUGCAUAAUUUGAAAUUCAAAGAAGGCUCAAUCGUCCACUAUUCCGGCAUAGCACAGGAGACCAUGACAAAAGAAUUCAACGGCGAGGUCAACUACAACCAAGAAAUCGACAAGCACUUUCCCCAUCUUACAGUGGGCCAAACUCUCGAGCAUGCUGCUGCAUUGCGUGUGCCAAACAUGCCAUUGGCAGGUCGCUCGAGGAAAGAGAUGAUACAACAUAUGGUUCAGGUCAUCAUGGCUGUCUACGGCUUGUCUCAUACGUACAACACCAAGCUUGGAAACGACUUUGUCCGCGGGGUCUCUGGAGGUGAACGCAAACGUGUUAGUAUCGCUGAGAUGGCUCUUGCUUGUUCGCCUAUCAAUGCCUGGGAUAAUAGCACGAGAGGCCUCGACUCUGCUUCGGCUUUGCAAUUCGUCAAGGCGUUGAGACAGAGCAGCAAUAUCAUGAAUACUACUCAUGCUGUCGCAAUCUACCAAGCGAGUCAGCCCAUUUACGACCUAUCCGACAGAGCGAUGGUCCUGUACGAGGGUCGACAGAUCUUCUAUGGGCCUGCAUCACGCGCAGAGGCUUAUUUUGAAGAGAUGGGCUGGGAAUGUCCCUCUCGACAAACGACUGGCGAAUUUCUUACCAGCGUCACGAAUCCUAUCGAGAGAAGAGCGAGGGAAGGUUUCGAGUCCAAGGUGCCACGUACCCCUGACGAGUUCGAAGCUUACUGGCAGCAGAGUGUCGAGUAUUUGAAUCUGAAGCAAGAGAUUGAUGAUGCAGAGGCAAAGUUGGCCAGUGAUGCAAACUCGGGCUUGACCAUGCUCCGCGCCGCCAAAGAAUUCCAGCAAGGAAAGUUUGCCAGGAAANAGUCGCCGUAUGUCGCCACCAUUGGGACUCAAAUCAAGAUGAAUUUGAUCAGGGCUGUCAACCGAGCAUGGAACGACAAAGCGUCUACCCUGGCUCCAAUCGGAACUAACAUCAUCAUGGCUCUUAUCAUCGGAAGUGUCUUCUACGGAACUCCUGAAGCGACUGCUGGCUUCGGCUCUACAGGAGCAGUUCUUUUCUUCGCGAUCCUCCUGAGUGCUCUUGGAGCCCUCGCAGAAAUUGUUGGUCUGUAUUCUCAGCGACCAGUCAUUGAGAAGCACAAGUCGUAUGCCUUUNACCACCCCUGGACUGAAGCCAUGGCCGGUUUUGUGAUGGAUAUCCCAAUCAAGUUCUGUAUCACGGUCGCGUUCGAUAUAGUCAUCUACUUCAUGGCUGGACUACGUUCUAGUGCUGGGAACUUUUUGNUUUUCCUGCUUGUCACAUACAUGAUAAACUUCAUCAUGGCUGCCGUCUUUCGCACCGUGGCUGCCCUCACCAAGACUCUAUCACAGGCCAUGGCACUGUCUGGUGUUCUUGUCCUUGCCAUCAUAAAUUACACUGGCUACUCCUUGCCCGUGCCUUACAUGCACCCCUGGUUUAGCUGGAUUCGAUACAUCAAUCCUGUUCAGUAUGCCUUUGAGAUGCUCGUUGCGAAUCAAUUCCAUGGUAGGAACUUCACUUGCUCUGCUAUCAUCCCGCCUUACUCACCUCCCCAUGGCGAAUCUUGGAUAUGCAGUUCCACUGGAGCUGUCUCAGGUCAAGAUUAUGUGAGUGGCGAUGCAUAUAUUGCUGCCGCAUACGGAUAUACGCACGCCCACAUGUGGCGAAAUCUGGGUAUCCUCUUCGCGUUCUUGAUUGCUUUUUGUAUCAUAUAUCUCCUUGCAGUCGAGCUCAACUCAUCCACAGCAUCCACAGCAGAAUCAUUGGUAUUCCGUCGAGGUCGCGCACCAGGCUACCUGCUGGUUGAUCAGGCCAACUCUAAGGACGAAGAGUCUGGCGAAAAGGCUGUUCAGGCUGCUACCGAUGAGAACACUGGAAAGCUAGAUCUUCUACCGGCACAAAAGGACAUUUUCAGCUGGCACAAUAUUGUUUACGACAUCGAAAUCAAAGGAGAACCUCGCCGUUUGCUCGACCACGUAUCAGGAUGGGUGAAGCCCGGCACACUUACAGCGCUCAUGGGUAGUUCUGGAGCAGGAAAAACAACCUUGCUAGAUGAGUCAUCACCGGCGAUAUGUUCGUCAACAGCAGAUCGCUCGGUCGCAGCUUCCAGCGCAAGACAGGUUAUGGUCUGUUCAGAUUCUGCUCUGCAUGAAAAAGCACUCUCUAAUCAGGCUGCANNGUCCAACAACAAGAUCUCCAUCUGGAAACUUCCACCGUUCGUGAAUCGCUUCGAUUUUCUGCCAUGCUUCGUCAGCCAAAAUCCGGAAAAGUACGACUACGUCGAGAGUGUUAUAGAGAUGCUUGGGAUGCAAGAUUUUGCCGAAGCCAUAAUCGGCGUGCCCGGACAAGGUCUAAACGUGGAACAACGCAAGUUACUGACCAUAGGAGUCGAGUUAGCCGCUCGCCCAAAGCUACACGACGAAAACCCAGCAGAAUACAUGCUCGAAGUGGUGACCGACCCCAACGUCGAUUGGCACGAACACUGGAAGAACAGUGCUGAGUUUACUGCGGUCGAGAAUGAGCUGCAGAAGAUCGUCAACGAAGACAAGCCCAACAUCGCUAGAACCACUCAAGAGGAAGAAGAAGGAUCCCGCUCAGAAUUCGCCAUGCCUUUCUCCAGCCAGCUAUAUUCAGUGACUCUACGCGUCUUCCAACAAUACUGGAGAACACCGUCUUACAUUCUAGCGAAAUUCGUUCUUUGCAUUGCGGCUGGUCUUUUCAUCGGGUUUUCCUUCUACGAUGCUAAUGUGACGCAGCAAGGAAUGCAGAAUGUUCUCUACAGUCUUUUCAUGGUGGCCUCACUCUUCAGUACUGUUGUCCAACAGAUCCAGCCUUACUUUGUCACUCAACGUGACUUGUACGAAGUCCGAGAGAGACCUAGCAAAGCUUACAGCUGGAAAGCGUUCAUUCUUGCCCAGAUACUCGUCGAGAUACCAUACCAGAUUAUCAGCGGUCUUCUCAUAUACGCCUGCUUCUUCUAUCCGGUCGUUGGCAUACCCUCCUCGGAGCGACAGAUCCUUGUGAUGCUAUUCUGCAUCGCACUGUUCAUCUACGCAUCUACAUUCGCCCAUAUGCUCAUUGCAGCCCUACCAAAUGCGGAAGUUGCAGCAGCUUUCGUCGUCUUGCUUUUCGCAUUGAGUCUAAUCUUCUGUGGUGUGAUUCAGUCACCUGCAGCUCUACCAGGCUUUUGGAUCUUUUUGUACAGGGUCUCUUUCUUUACAUAUUGGAUCAAGGGAAUGGCAGCUGCUAUGCUCUGGGACCGUGCUGUGACAUGCGCAUCAGCUGAACUCAGUAUCUUCAAUCCGCCAUCUGGUAUGACAUGUGGCGCGUACCUCGAGCCUUACCUGCAGAUGGCCCCUGGCCAUCUUCAAACCCCCUCAGCCACUAGCAAUUGCAGUUACUGUGCAUUAUCAAGUGCCAACCAGUAUCUGAGCCCCUCUGGCAUCGAGUGGUCUGGUCGAUGGGCGAACUUUGGCUAUCUUUGGGUCUACAUUGUGUUCAACAUCGCUGUUCCCAUCGCACUAUAUUGGUUCUUCAGAGCAAGAAAGAUGUCAAGGAAUAAGCAG